Molecule: messenger RNA, 3821 nt
Organism: Melanaphis sacchari
Lineage: Eukaryota; Metazoa; Arthropoda; Insecta; Hemiptera; Aphididae
Gene: zfh1
Product: zinc finger protein 1
Biological process (GO): anatomical structure development; regulation of transcription by RNA polymerase II
Molecular function (GO): RNA polymerase II cis-regulatory region sequence-specific DNA binding; DNA-binding transcription factor activity, RNA polymerase II-specific
Source: RefSeq, a predicted model, not a curated record
GGCAAUAUCAGCAGUCCGGACUAGCAAUGCCGGUGGUUUGACGUCCGCGCCGCGCACUUUUCACCCGCUCUCCGCGCGUACUAUGCUCUUCUUCUAUUCUUCCUCCUUCACGUCUUUUCGCCCGUCUUUCAUCCCGGCGGCCCGUUCGCGGUCCGACGACACCUCAACCGUGCGACAUUUUUUUCCCAGUCGGACAUAACCCUUUCCCUCCCCUCUAAAUUCCCCUCGGACACCCGAACCCGUACCACUUUUGAUCCUUCGACACAAAAUACCUCAUCAAAAGUGCGCUUCUCGUUUUUAUCGUAUUAUUUUUCUACAUUAUCUUAAAUAACAAACACACACAUAUUAUAUAUUAAACCGCCGUUUAUACAAUUAUUAUUCAACCUUUUGUACGAAAAAAUCUGAUCAACUUAAUUUAUAUAAAUCGUUUUCAAUAUAUUAUAUAUUAUACCAUACAUAUUAUAUUAUACCUAUAUACACAUACACACCACCCUUAGUGCGGCGCGUAUAUUCAACCGGCGGCCAUAGGAAAUUGAUGGGACCCGCUGUCGUGGAUGGUACGACCGUUUCAAUGAGAAAUGGAAUCAUUAACAGAGGAUCAGAACAGGCCCGCAGAACUUUUGUCUCCGUCCAGAGGAAGGAGGAAACAGGCGAAACCUCAGCGGAAAAAUGUGGAAAGCGCAGACUGUGACAUUGUAGACCGCCAACAGGAUAUGACUUUGUGUGUGGAACAAGAUGACGAAAUCAUUAUCAAUCCGGACACUAAUCACAACCAUCAGCCACUGCUAUCGGCGGGUACUAAUACCAAACGACAGCUCAUCGAUAAUCGUCAAACGGCUGAGGAUACUAAAGAUUCUUCUACGUCAGCAAACGAAGACUGUACGAGUAGAGAUGAUGAAGAGGACAUGACGGUAAAUGACGAAGACGACGGCACAGCUGCUGUUAAAGACGAUGACGAAGGGGAGACGGUGAUCAAGGACUGUGACAAAGUUCCAUUACCCGGGAUGAGUCUGGAGGGUCUUCUCAAGGACUACCAAGACUUACACCACCAGCAACAACAGCAGCAGCAACAUUUACAGUACUGCCCGUUUUGUCGGGAAUCGUUUGACUUGGGAUCGCUAAAGGAACACUUGGACGGCGGAUGUCGAGCCCGGCCGCCUUCGCCACCCUCAACAACAGUUGCAAUCACUGGUCAAUACGGGUGCUUGCAGUGCAACGCUGCUUUUGGCAAUCGUGACCUUCUUGAAAAACAUGAACUACUUCACUCGCCCAAUGCCCAAGUGUCUUGUAAGGUGUGCAACAAAACGUUCGCCAACGUUUACCGCCUCCAAAGGCACAUGAUAAGUCACGAUGAGAGCGCAGUGCUGCGCAAAUUCAAAUGUCCCGAAUGCGAAAAAGCGUUCAAGUUUAAACAUCAUCUCAAGGAACACAUUCGCAUCCACAGUGGAGAAAAACCAUUCGAGUGCUCCAACUGCGGAAAACGAUUCUCGCAUUCCGGUUCGUAUUCUAGUCACAUGACCUCCAAGAAGUGUCUGAUCAUAAAUCUAAAAAUGGGAGGCCGUGGAUCGCAAGCCAACAACCGGAACGCCGCUCACCAUCAACCGAACAAUGGUUAUCCAAGUAAGCGUCCAGCUCCUAACAACAACAACAACAACAGCAGCAACCAUAACAACAACAGUAUUGGUGCCGGUGGCAAUUCAUUCUCGCCACUGUUGCCGUCUUCAGCGCCCAAGUACGACAUGCAAGUGGUACAACCGAGCCCAACACAAGUGCAAUCGCUUACACAACAGUCAUUCUAUCACACACAACCGAAAGCCUCCGCGGCCGCCAUCUACUUCCCAGGACUGUUCAACACUCAGAGCAAGUUCAACAUACACGAUCUUCUGCAGCCAUCGUUGAUGCAGUCGGCAAUGGUCAAGCAAGCACAAGAACAAGAACAAGAACAGGAACAGGAACAGGAACAAGAACAAGAACACGAACACGACAAACAACAGCAAGACGAUUGCUGUAGCGGCGACGACAAGAAUAAAACGACAGACGACGAUCACAAGGAACAAGAGAGUGGCGGUGAUGACUUCAACGAAGAGGACGAGGCCGACGAUGACGACGACGACAAGUACGACAACGUGAUCGACGUGGUGAGCGUGGUGAAGAAGGAAUGUGAAGACGGCGGUGGUGCGGACGAAGAAGAUACAGCUGGCGAAACAGACGCUGCAGUCAAGAAACUCUUGGAGACGGUCAACGUGUCGGCGGUAACCAAACAGCUGAUGAUGGCCAACGCAGCGGCCGCCGCAGCGGCUGCCCUGCACCACCAACAGAACCAGCCACCGCCGUCUUGCGGUUCGUCGGGCGGUUGCCCCAGCGUGACCAGCGAUUCGCCGCCGUAUCACCACGGCUACAACUUGUAUCCCAAUCACAACAACCAUCACCACAUGCUCAACCAGAACCAUCACAGAUCCGAAGGGCUGGGCGUCAAAGCGGAAUACUCGGCGGCCGCCAGUUCCGGGGCCUGCAAGACGACCAUCAACAACAACAACAUAAACAACGGUUACGACGCGGGCAGCGACUGUUACACCGACGACGAGCACAGGCCGUGUACCACCGAAGAGGAAGACUCUGUAGACCAGGACGGCCGCAAGAUCCGCGUCCGGUCGCAGAUAGCCGACGACCAGCUGGCCGUGCUCAAGGAGUGCUAUGCGGCCAACCCGCGGCCAAAGCGCGGACUGAGCCGGAUCGCGACCGGAUCGGCUUCAACGCGCGCCGUCCAGGUGUGGUUCCAGAACAGGGCCCGUGACCGGCGCGAGGCCGCCUGUGCACAUGGUAACUCGCCCGCGUCCGCCGCCCACGCCGCAGCCGUCCCGAGCGCCGAACAGCCGCUCGACCUGUCACGGCGCGCGCCGCGACGAGGGCCGGCCGUAAUUUCCUGCAACGUUACGCUGACCAACAAGUGUACCAUACAGUUCAAGUGUUGGACCGCCAACAACCGGGACGAUUGCAGUUCGUCGCCGCCCGCGUCCAUGUUGCAGCCGAUGCAGCAGAAUUGCCGCAAGACGUUUUUGGGAGGCGCGUACCCGCCGCCGUCGCCUGCCUGCGCGGCACCGCCCCCGCCGCCGCCUUCGUCCCACCUGCACCAUCCCGCGUCCCAUUCGCCAAUACCGGCCGUCGCGCUCCGGCACAACGGCAGCUUGAGCCCUGCGUCCGAGAAACGUUCGUGGAAGAGAGAAUACGGAGACUGGAGCGAUAUGACGGACGAAGCCGAAGACUCGGGAUGCACAUCCCAAGAUCCUGACGACGCGGUGUCAACCGGUGGCGGGGCAGGUGUCCUGCACAAUAACAACAAUAACAACAACAAAAACAACAACCACAAUACUGCUAGUAAUGGCGCAAUGGCGGCCGCGGUUGGUUCGCCCAGCAAAAAGUCCAAGCCGUCAUCUGUGGAAUCUGCCGAUGUACCAGAUCAAAGACCGCACAAGUGCGACGUUUGCCCAAAAGCGUUUAAACAUAAACACCAUCUGACCGAGCACAAGAGGCUGCACAGCGGUGAGAAACCGUUCCAGUGUUCCAAAUGUAUGAAACGGUUCUCGCAUUCGGGUUCGUACAGCCAACACAUGAAUCAUCGAUUCUCGUACUGCAAACCAUACAGAGAGUAAAUUCGACAGAUCUACUCAAAACCGACAGUAUAUAUGAUUAAUAAUAUAAAAUAUGUGUAUGGUGUAUAUAUUGUCACCGUUUCUAUACCGCUUUAUUAUUAUCUAAUAUAAUUAUAAUAUAAUAAUAAUAACUACUAUAUAUUACUAUACUAUUACUAUUACAUAAUACUA